This is a messenger RNA of Emiliania huxleyi CCMP1516, 518 nucleotides long. RefSeq lists its product as hypothetical. The transcript is spliced from 4 exons. Lineage: Eukaryota; Haptophyta; Isochrysidales; Noelaerhabdaceae. The annotation marks the transcript as partial. The record is from RefSeq and is a predicted model, not a curated record.
CAGGACGAGAUCCGCCGCCCGGCCGAGUUCGCGCCCAAGUUCGUCGCGGCGCUGCCCGGCGCUGCGUUCCGCUGGGUCGAAGAGUGCGGGCACUCGCCGCACCUCGAGCAGCCGGACGCGCUCGCGGCCGCCGUGCGGGCCUUCCUCGACUCUGGGCCCGACGCCGUGGCCGGCGAUGACGAUGUCUCCGAGAUCGUUCGCCUCGCCAACCGCGGCGCGCUCGAGAAGCUCGCCGACGGCGUCAAGGAGCUCGACGCAUUCCUCGACACGCCAAUCCUCGACCCCAACGAGCGGGGCGGGCCCCUCGAGCCGCUCAAGGCUUUCGUGCGGAGCGAGCCGGAGACGGCGCAGGUUGCGGCCUCGGUGCUCGCCCUGACCUUCUUCUUCGUGCUCGCGCGCGGCCUGGUGGCCGUGCUUGGCUGAGAGGCGCGGCGAUAAUGAAUGAACGACGCAGCCGCGUGCCUCCCAAAUGGGAAAAGCUAAAGCCUAGUUUACCGCUAAAAAAAUUUGGUAAAAAA